AUGCACUUGACAGCUCUUCUCGUCGUCGGAGCAGUCCCAGCAAUGGCUGCGGCCCUCACCCGCCGCGCUGUUAACUGCGACUUCUCCACCACUGCUGAUGCCGGGGCUACAUGCUCAAGCUUUGCCAGCAGCUGGGGACUCUCGGUCGACAAUCUGCAGCAGCUAAACCCUGGAAUUACCUGCCUCAAUCUCGAUACCGGCAAGUCGUACUGCGUGAUUGGCACCGUCACAGAUGAGCCCUCAAGCACCACAUCCACAACGACAACAACUACGACCAAGGCUUCAACUACCACAACUACCACCAAGGCUUCGACCACCACGGACACUGCCCCGAGCAACUCACCCACUAUGCCCGGCAUCGCAGCCAACUGUGAUGGUUUCUACAAGGUCUCAUCCGGCGACCAGUGUAACACCAUUGCUGCGAAGUACAGUAUAAGUGAAGCCCAGUUCAGGAGCUGGAACAGCCAGGUCGACGCCACAUGCUCAAACCUUUGGCUGGACUACUACGUCUGCGUGCAUGUUCCCGGCGCAACCACCACCUCGGCACCCCAGCCAACCGCUGAGCCCACGGGCCCCACGCCCCAGAUGCCUGGGAUUGUCAGCAACUGCAAGACUUACCAUCUGAUCAAGGGCGGUGACAGCUGCUAUACGAUCGACACGGCUGCGAAGAUCACAUUGGCGCAGUUCCGUGCUUGGAACACCUACGUUGACGCGGCGUGCAGCAACCUGUGGCUGGGAUACUAUGUCUGUAUUGGUGUCUAA
This is a messenger RNA of Penicillium samsonianum, 762 nucleotides long. RefSeq lists its product as uncharacterized. Lineage: Eukaryota; Fungi; Ascomycota; Eurotiomycetes; Eurotiales; Aspergillaceae. The record is from RefSeq and is a predicted model, not a curated record. Bases 1 to 762 code for a protein of 253 amino acids. The transcript is spliced from 2 exons.